AUGGUGGCCCCAUCUCCGUACCGUACCGCAAUCAUUGAUUGUGUCAAAAGCGGAAUGACAAAUUCCAAGAUCGUUAAAAAGCUGAAAGUGUCUCGUGUUCUCGUUUUUCGAACUGCACAACGCUAUCGGCGUCUCGGUACUUCAGAUGACAUGCAAACAGGGGACGUCCAGUCACCGUCACGACUCCAGAAGCCGUCAAAGCCGUUCGAGAGAAAAUCAGACGCACUCCGGAAAGAAGCAUGAGAAAGAUGUCAAAAGAAUACGAAAUGAGUCGAGGGUCGAUGAAAACUAUUGUCAAGGACAAGCUGAAGAUGAUUCCCUACCGUAUGCAGAAGGGAGCCUUCCUCAAUCAAAAAAACGAGACAUUGCGGAUGAAAAAGGCUUGA
Molecule: messenger RNA, 386 nt
Organism: Caenorhabditis auriculariae
Lineage: Eukaryota; Metazoa; Nematoda; Chromadorea; Rhabditida; Rhabditidae
Source: the annotation of a GenBank genome assembly